AUGAAAAUUCCUAGUUUAUAUUUUUUCUUUUUUAUUCAAAUUGCAAUAAUAUUAACUAUUGCAGCUCCUUCAGAUGAUGAACCUUGUAAAAAUGGUUAUUUAAUAGAGAUGAGCAAUCAUAUUGAGUGCAAAUGUAAUAAUGACUAUGUAUUAACGAAUCGUUAUGAGUGUGAACCAAAAAAUAAAUGUACAAGUUUAGAAGAUACAAAUAAACCUUGUGCUGACUAUGCUAGAUGUCUUGAGGAUCCAUACAAAGAUAAUAAAAGUAAUUUUUAUUGCCUAUGUAAUAGAGGUUAUAUUCAAUAUGAAGAUAAAUGUAUUCAAGCGGAAUGUAAUUAUAAGGAAUGUGGAGAAGGAAAAUGUGUAUGGGAUGGAAUACAUGAGGAUGGUGCAUUUUGUUCAUGUAAUAUUGGUAAAGUCAUAAAUCCAGAAGAUAAUAAUAAAUGCACAAAAGACGGAGAUACUAAAUGUACACUAGAAUGUGCACAAGGCAAGAAAUGCAUAAAACAUGAUGUGUAUUAUAUGUGUGGUAAUGAUAAUUCUGGGUCUGGGUCUGGUGGUGGUGGUGGUGGUGGUAACAGCCCACCUCCUAGCAGUGGUAAUAGCACCUUAUCCCUUUUCAAUGCAUUAAAUAUAGUUUUCUUAAUAGCUGUAAUUUAUAUCAUUUAA
Messenger RNA from Plasmodium gallinaceum, 669 nucleotides. RefSeq names its product 28 kDa ookinete surface protein, putative (gene P28). The transcript has a single exon. Bases 1 to 669 code for a protein of 222 amino acids. The record is from RefSeq and is a predicted model, not a curated record. NCBI's taxonomy places the organism in Eukaryota, Apicomplexa, Aconoidasida, Haemosporida, Plasmodiidae.